GUCCUUUUUCAGUUUUAUUUUUACCCACAUCAAACGAAAUCAGUACAACAUUGAAGAGAGAGAAAAAACUUAGAGGCGAAUGAACUACAAAGUUUGAAGCCUCAAGCCACAAAGAAGAAGAAGAAGAGCAAAAAUGGAGCGUUUCAUGGAACAAGCGCUGGAACAGGCACGCAAUGCAGAACAACUCAAGGAGGUCCCGGUGGGCUGUGUGUUUGUCUACCGGGGCGAUAUCAUAGCCAACGGAUGCAACCGAGUUAAUGAGACGAAGAAUGCCACGCGACACGUGGAGUUCAUCUGUAUCGAUCAAGUGCUGGAGUACGCCACGAAACAGGGUUUGAACUAUAAGGAUGUGUUCCGGGAGGUUAGCGUUGUUGUGACGGUUGAACCGUGCAUAAUGUGUGCAGCGGCCUUGAUAAAUUUGAAUGUGAAAGAAGUGAUUUAUGGCUGCCGGAAUGAUCGAUUCGGAGGUUGUACCGUGGUGGACGUUCCAGGGUUGUUGAAAACGAAAAUACCCAUUCGAGGUGGAGUGCGAGCCGACGAAGCGAUGGAACUGCUGAAAGAAUUUUACAAAGGAGAGAAUCCGUCGGCUCCUGUUCCAAAGACAAAAGAACGCAGAUAAAUUCCAAUCUGUGAUUGUA
Molecule: messenger RNA, 638 nt
Organism: Toxorhynchites rutilus septentrionalis
Lineage: Eukaryota; Metazoa; Arthropoda; Insecta; Diptera; Culicidae
Product: tRNA-specific adenosine deaminase 2
Exons: 1
Coding region: 134-619 (161 amino acids)
Biological process (GO): tRNA wobble adenosine to inosine editing
Cellular component (GO): cytoplasm; nucleus
Molecular function (GO): tRNA-specific adenosine-34 deaminase activity
Source: RefSeq, a predicted model, not a curated record